GAGUUUUUAUUUAAAAAAAAAUUUUUCACGACAGUGGCCUUUUAAUUAAUUGUAAUAUAUUUAAUUAAUGCGUAGAGGAAGUAGAGCGGGAGUAAAUAUUUUAAUUAUAGUGACAUAUUAUAAUUAUUGUGAAUGAAAGUGAUGGAGAAAGCGUUUGGAUCUGAUAUUAUACGAUAAAGUCCGUUAAUCGUCGGCUGUUGAUCGACGAUGCACACAACCCGCGGCAGUAUGGACUGACGUUCUAUCACAAGAGGAUUCGUUUAACGUAAAUUCUUUUUUUUAUUUCUUUAUUUUUUCUUUCCACAUUCUUGUGGAUCGAAAAUAAAUUUUUGAACUUAGAGCCGAGCCAUGACUUAGCAGUGACAGACAGUGACUCGUUUCGUGUUAAAUAUCGCAACGGUGUUAUAUAAAAUAAUAAUAUUAUUUUUAAAAUAUGAUAAUAAAAUGGAGCUGAAGUUUAAUAAAUAAUGGUGUCAUAAAAUAACACAUGUUUGUUAAAGUUUAUGUGAUUUAAUUACUCAGGUGUUAAUAUUACCAAUCGUUAAUCGAGAUCAUAUCUUGUUGUCUUGUGUACACUAUAAAAAAUACCGUCUGCUACAUAUCUAUAAAUAUAUACCUAUAUAUUUGUUAAAUAACUGUAGAUAUAAAACCGUCUACUGAUUACACUGAGAGUUCUCGCGGCGGUUGAAGAGUUCUGGUUUGCCGGCAGUCUUAUAAAAUUCAAAAUUAUUUUUGUGGGUUUACAAAAUCAUGAAAAAAGUUAAAUCUAAAAUUUUUCUCCUAAGCAAAUGGUAGAUAGUGAAAAAAAACUUUUAAAAUAGUUAACUAAUGAUUGACGCGCAUCAACUAGCUAGUGACUUAUGACCUGGUGUUACUUGAUCAAUUACGCCUCGUUAGCGCUUGAUCAAGUUCUUUUAUUAUAAAGUUGUUCUCAAAGACUUGGAGCAAUAAAAUAUCCGGACAAUUUUUUUUAUAUAUAAUAAGCCAAAAAAAAAAAAUAAAUUUGAGAUGGAAAACUCUGAAAGAUGGUACUUCCAUUGGGCAGACUGGUUGGUGUUUGGUACAAUGCUAAGUUUUUCAGCAGGAGCUGGUAUCUGGCACUUCAAAAAAGCUAGUCAGUCAACGACACUCGAGUACUUGCUUGGCAGAACAAGUUUGAAUGUUUUUACAGUAUCCGCUUCUCUUAUCGCCAGCUUUAUAUCUGGAGUUACGAUAUUGGGAACGCCUGCUGAAAUUUAUAAUUACGGUACACAGUAUUGGAUAACAAUAAUAGCACUUUUAUUUUGUGGAAUUAUUGUUACUUGUGUUUAUUUACCAGUAUUUAUGACUUUACGUUUAAAUUCUUGUUAUGAGUACUUAGAAUUGAGAUUUAGUAGGUCAGUUAGAUUAUUAAUUUCACUAAUUUUCGUAGUUGAUGUGGUACUUUAUCAAUCAAUUGUCGUUUACGUACCAGCGCUCGCUUUAAAUCAAGUUACGGGAAUAAAUGUGUACCUAAUCGGCGGGAUCGUGUGUUUCGUUUGCGUAUUUUACACUGUUUUGGGCGGAAUCAGAGCUGUCGUAUGGACAGAUGCUUUUCAAGUUGGAAUAAUGAUUGCCGCAGUUCUAACAGUCACUAGUCUGGGUACUUAUGAAGUUGGUGGUCCGUCAGAAGUAUGGAAAAAAGCACUGGAGGCCAAGAGAAUACAAUUUCUAAACUUCGAUCCUUCGCCGUACACAAGGCACACUGUUUGGUCGGUUUUAAUUGGAUCUUGUCUUUAUAGUACGUCCUACAUCGCCGUUAAUCAAACAAUAGUGCAGCGUUAUAGCUCGCUCCCAACUAUGAAAGUCUCAAAAAUAGCAAUAGGAAUUUUCACCAUCGGAAUAAUGCUUUUUAUUUCACUGACAUGCUGGUGCGGUCUUGUUUUAUUAACAUGGUGGUCACCGCCAAAAUGUGAUCCAAGAGCCUCAAAAUUAAUUGAAAGAGAUGAUCAAAUGCUGCCUGCUUAUGUUAUGCAGAUCGCUGGUCAUUUGUACGGAAUCCCCGGAUUAUUUACUGCCGGCAUAUUCAGCGCCGCCUUGAGUACUCUGUCUGUAGGCUUGAAUUCAACCUCUGUCGUACUUUUAGAAGACUUUGUAAAAGGAUUUUUUCGUAUGAAACCCAAUGAUCGCGUUUCGACGAUUUUUGUUAAGACUGUCGUUAUAUUUCUCGGAUUAUUCGCCAUGGGUUUUUUGUUCGUUAUUGAAAAACUUGGCGGUGUAUUGGCAGUCACUGGAAGUCUCUCCGCGAUAGCUGCAGGCACUUCUUUCGGGGUUUUUACCCUGGGAAUGUUAAUACCCUGGGCUAAUUCAAAAGGCGCGCUCGUGGGUGCGAUAGCAGGAUUUCUGAUAUCCGGAUGGUCUAGUCUCGGAGCCAAUGCAAUGAUUGGUACUGGCGCUGUUAUUCCCAAGAAACUUCCAGUAGAUUUUAGUUACUGUUCCGGAAAUGUGAGCCAAAGUUUUAUAGAUCAAUUCCCGGUUGAUCACAACGAGGAUGAUGUAUUCCCGUUGUAUCGGUUGUCCUACCACUGGUUCGCCGGCUUGGGAACGAUCACAGUACUAAUAGUGGGAGUAAUUGUGACCUGGAUAACAGGACCAGAGGAUAUAAUAAAUGUCAAUCGCGAUUUAUUGUCUCCUGUGAUUCAUAGGUAA
This is a messenger RNA of Microplitis demolitor, 2667 nucleotides long. RefSeq names its product sodium-coupled monocarboxylate transporter 1. Gene Ontology annotation, cellular component: membrane. The record is from RefSeq and is a predicted model, not a curated record. Gene Ontology annotation, molecular function: symporter activity. The transcript is spliced from 12 exons. Gene Ontology annotation, biological process: sodium ion transport; transmembrane transport. The coding region runs from base 1009 to 2667 and encodes 552 amino acids. NCBI's taxonomy places the organism in Eukaryota, Metazoa, Arthropoda, Insecta, Hymenoptera, Braconidae.